Messenger RNA from Arachis stenosperma, 1713 nucleotides. Its product is annotated as V-type proton ATPase subunit H-like. Gene Ontology annotation, molecular function: proton-transporting ATPase activity, rotational mechanism; protein binding. The transcript has 10 exons. Bases 126 to 1439 code for a protein of 437 amino acids. Gene Ontology annotation, cellular component: vacuolar proton-transporting V-type ATPase, V1 domain. Gene Ontology annotation, biological process: proton transmembrane transport. The record is from RefSeq and is a predicted model, not a curated record. Lineage: Eukaryota; Viridiplantae; Streptophyta; Magnoliopsida; Fabales; Fabaceae.
GUUAAAGCUUUACGAGAGGGUGAGUGAUCCUCCUCUCUCCGGUUCCUCCGUUGUCACGAUUUUCUCACUUCACUCUUCCUCUGUUUCUCAGCUAGGGUUCGUGUUCCAGUUCCAGUUCCAGCAAGAUGGAGCACGCGGAAUUAUCCACUGAACAGGUUCUGAGGAGGGACAUCCCAUGGGAGACCUACGUGUCCACUAAGCUCAUCUCUGGUACAACCCUUCAGCUCCUACGCCGUUACGACCAUCGUUCUGAAACCCACCGUGCCCAAUUGCUACAUGAGGAUGGUCCGGCUUAUGUUCGCAUGUUUGUUCAUGUAUUGCGUGAUAUUUUCAAAGAAGAGACCAAUCCUAAAAGAGCAAGACUGUUUCAUGACAAGACCCUUGCAGAUGAAGACACUUAUGAACCUUUCUUAAGGUUGCUUUGGAGAGGAAAUUGGUUCAUACAAGAGAAAAGUUGUAAAAUCCUUGCUUUAAUAGUUAGUGCCAGGCCCAAAAAUCAGAAUGGCGGUGUUGUAAAUUCAGAAUCAAACUCAAAGAAAGCAUUUACCACGAUUGAAGAUGUUCUAGGAGGAUUGGUAAAAUGGCUUUGCGAACAGUUGAAGAAGCCUUCUCAUCCUGCACGGGGUGUUCCAACUGCCAUCAAUUGCCUGGCAACUCUACUUAAGGAACAUGUGGUUAGGUCUUCCUUUGUUCAAGCAGAUGGAAUCAAGUUGCUUGUACCUUUGAUUUCUCCUGCAUCCACCCAACAGUCUAUUCAGCUUCUUUAUGAAACAUGUCUCUGUGUAUGGCUCUUAUCCUACUAUGAACCGGCAAUUGAAUACUUGACUACCUCAAGAACCCUUCCUUCUCUUGUUGAUGUUGUUAAGAGUUCUACAAAAGAGAAGGUUGUUAGAGUUGUUGUCCUUACCUUUAAGAACUUGCUAUCAAAAGGGACAUUGGCUGCUCAAAUGAUUGACCUUCAGCUACCACAAGUUGUUCAGAGUUUGAAAGCACAAGCAUGGAGUGAUGAGGACUUGUUGGAGGGAUUGAAUUACCUGGAGGAUGGGCUUAAGGAUAGCAUUAAGAAAUUAAGUUCUUUUGAUGUGUAUAAGCAAGAAGUUCUCCUUGGCAAUCUGGAUUGGUCUCCCAUGCACAAAGAUCCCAUAUUUUGGCGAGAUAAUAUUGCCCAUUUUGAAGAGAAUGACUUCCAGAUUAUAAGGGUUCUAAUAACAAUUUUGGACACUGGUAGCAAUCCAAGGACUUUGGCUGUUGCUUGCUUUGACCUUUCGCAGUUCAUCCAGCACCAUCCUUCUGGGCGUCUCAUUGUGGCGGACCUCAAGGCGAAGGAACGAGUAAUGAAACUAAUGAAUCAUGAGAAUGCUGAAGUUACUAAGAAUGCGCUGCUCUGCAUCCAAAGACUUUUCUUAGGUGCAAAGUAUGCCAGCUUCUUGCAGGCUUAGCUCUAUUUCAUUGGAGUGGAAUAGUGUAUGCAUUACAUUCCACAACUUUUGCUAUUUCGUGAUUCGGAGGGUUCUAUCCUGUACAAGGUUCAUUCUUUGCAGCUUCAUUUUAUUUAUUAUAUUCUGUUGCCGCUAAGGUUCGAGCUUAAGAGCAGUUAAAAGUUGUCAUGAGAAAUACAUAAUUACGUAUCCUUGAUAUUCGGCUAUUCAAUAAAGAGUUUGUAAAUUUAUACUCCAUGUUGUGGAUAUAGUGACAUAUUGAAUUCGAUGGAAA